AAUUUGUUCUGUUUUUAAGUCAAUUUCAUAUGCUAAUUAGAAUCCUAAAAAAUAAUAAAUUUCGGAUUAAUUUCAUUUUUAUGAAAUAUGAUUAUAACUGGCUAUAACAUAAAUGAUCUUUAAAUCAUUUGUAAUAAUUAAGCUCUGAAGGGAAGAAAGACUGGUAAUGGAAAACGCAGAAGUAGAAAUUAGUACUCCUGGUAGUAGUGAAAAUCCGUUUGAAGAUUCGAUUGAUCAUCCUUACGAAAAUGAAGAUAUUUCGGAUAAUGAAGCAGAAGAUCAGAAACAUAGUAUCAUUCAAGAUAUUAGAGAAGAGAUCAAUGUUAAUCAAAUGGCAUUGCUAACGCCCACAUCGGCUGUGACGGACGGUGUUACAAAGUCUGAAUCUUUUUCAAGUAAUAGAAGUAAAGAUUUAACCUCAUCAACAGAAAAUUUAUUAGAUGAUUCAGCUUCUGGGAGCUCUCAGUAUAGUACAGCUGAUGAAUAUUAUAUUGACAAAGAGUGGCUAAUGCAAAAGAAGCACGUAUUCAUAUUAAGUGACGCAGGUAAACCUAUUUAUUCUUUACAUGGCAGUGAAGACAAAUUAGCCUCAAUAUUUGGUAUCAUGCAAGCAUUAGUAAGCUUUGUUCAAGGUAGUAACGAUGCAAUUCAAUCUAUACAUGCUAAUGGAAUUAAAUUUGUGUUUAUGGUGCGAAAUUCUUUAAUACUUGUCGCUGCAUCUAGAUCUAAAUUAAGCGUCCAUCAAAUGCAGAUGCAACUCAACGAUGUUUAUAAUCAAAUUUUGUCGAUACUGACAUAUUCUCAUAUGACUAAAAUAUUUGAGAAACGAAAAAAUUUCGAUUUAAGACGGUUACUAGCUGGAAGUGAGCGUCUUAUCGAUCAUUUACUAGUCAAUGAUAGCAGUAACAGAAAAAUUUCUAAUAAUGUUUUUACAUUUUUAACAAAUUCAAUAAGGGUUUUACCCAUGUCAGCAUCGGUUCGUAGUAGUAUAACUAGUGCUAUUCAGAGCAAUUGUUCAAAAAUACAAAAUUUAGUUUUUGCAGUACUCAUAGCUAACAAUAAAUUAAUAUGUUUAGUUAGAAUGAAGAAGUAUUUCAUUCAUCCUGCAGAUUUAAGGUUAAUUUUUAAUUUAAUAGAAUGUUCGGAAAGCUUUAAAACAGCAGAAAGUUGGACACCUAUAUGCUUACCAAAAUUUGAUAUGAAUGGUUUUCUUCAUGCUCAUGUCUCUUAUUUAGCGGAUGAUUGUCAGGCAUGCCUUCUUUUAUUAUCUGUAGAUAGAGAUGUAUUUUUUACGCUUUCUGAAGCAAAGAAAAAAAUUACUGAAAAACUAAGAAGAUCUCAUUGUUUAGAGGUAAUAAAUCUACAAAUUAAUAACAAAGGUGUAAAUUUGGCUUCAGCUGGAAUACCAGAACUUCGUCACUUCUUGUAUAAACCGAAAUCAACCGCCCAAUUACUAUGCUCGGAAAUAACAGCACCGUAUUCAUCCAUAUCAGAAUUCGAAAGAUUAGAAGCUAUUUAUUGUAAAUUGCAUCAUAGAAUACAUAAUUUGUCUAUGCCAUUAAAAUUGAUAUACGAAGUAAAAGAAAAAGAAGUAAUUCUUGCGUGGGAAACGGCAGAAUACGAAUUAUAUGCUACAUUUGAGCCUACUGUUGACAAAUCCUUGGUUAUAAAACUUGUUAACAAAUUAUUAAAAUGGAUUGAAAAGGAUGAGGAGAAUUUCUUUAUUAAAUAUCAUCCAACUUUCUAGAAUACAAUGUUUUCUUUUUUCUUUUCUUAAAAAUUGAUUAUUACAUUUGUAUUUAUCAAAAAUUGUCGAAUUUCGUUCAAAAUGAUAUAAUUAAAAAUGUAGAUUUUAUUUUAAGUUUUAAUUUUUUCUUCAAAUACAUAGCUCACAAUUAAAUAAUUCUUUAAUUACUAUUACUAUAAUUAUGUAACUACGUAUUAUAAAUUUUUUUUUAGUUAUCAAAGAUAUACUUACUUGUAAAAAUAAU
Condylostylus longicornis is the source of this 1991-nucleotide messenger RNA. It is a transcript of the gene Mon1, whose product is annotated as vacuolar fusion protein MON1 homolog A. The record is from RefSeq and is a predicted model, not a curated record. The transcript is spliced from 3 exons. The coding region runs from base 167 to 1747 and encodes 526 amino acids. Lineage: Eukaryota; Metazoa; Arthropoda; Insecta; Diptera; Dolichopodidae. Gene Ontology annotation, biological process: protein targeting to vacuole; endosome to lysosome transport via multivesicular body sorting pathway.